AUUAAGACAGUAGAUGUAUUAAGGUACAGACGUGUAGCUCCUCUCGAUAUUGGUUUUAAUAAACAAAAAACGGUCUUAAAUAUAUAUUUUUUGCAUUUAAAAACAAACAGACGACAUAAAGAAAAGAAAACAAAAAAAAUUUACAAUAAUUUUAAUUAAUGUUGAAUUGUUCACAUGAUAUAGUUGAAAAACAAAAUUAAAUUUUUUUGAAGAAAAAAAUAAGAUAAAAUUAAAAAAAAUAAUAAAAUAAAACUAGUGGGUGUAGUUUUAAUGAUUUCUAGCCAAUUAUUUAUUAAAAUGUUAUUAAAGCGAAAAGUUUGAACAAAAUUACAAAAUAACUGGUGUAAAUUAAAACGAAAAAGAAAAAUACAAACAACAACCAAAUAAAUAAUAACAAAAAGUUAAAUAAAAUUAAAAUUUUAAAUAAAUCACGAUAUAUUACGAAAAUUUUUUUUGUUUAGUUUAAAGUGUGAACAAAAUAAACAACAACAACAGCAACAACAGCAGCAGCAAAACAUUAACAGCAACAUAAUGAAGUUAGCAAGAUCUGUAACGCCAUCACCACCUUCGCUAUUUAGAGGAGCUCUACUACUAAAUAAGCGCUGCGUUCGUUUAACCAUCUUUACACUCAUCAUUGCCACACUUUGGAAUACACACAGUGUUACAGCAGCUCCAGCCCAAAUUGACUCACUUGAUUCAACAUUUCCAUUAGAUUUACAACCGCCCAUCUUUGAGGCAACAGCAUCGGAAAGCUCAUCAUCACAGCCGAACGGAGACAGCAAGAACAGCAACGAUGCCACCACAAUCGACAGUUAUGGUAAUCCUAUUGAAAGCCUAAAACCCAUAGAAACACCCGAUGGUCGCAAGGUUGUAAGUGCUCAAGGUCUACAGUUUGAAAUACCGAAUUAUGCAUCGGGUAUAACAGAACUUAAGAAGCCCUCUGAUGAUUUACUGCCACCAUUUGUUGAUCCCAUUGUCGUUGCACUACCAAAUGAAUCCACAAAUCCAGGUUCAUCUUCUUCAACGGCCACCGUAAAGACCACCAGCGUUCAUGUGGAAAGUGUACCCCUUGUGGAAGUUAAAACAAAUCCAACUUAUACCAAGAACGCCUUCUUUAAGGGCUUACCCGAUUAUAUAUUGGAAUUCAACGAUCCCGAUAUUGGUGGUCCUGUCGCCUAUGAGCCGGCUGAGGAUAAUCGUGGUUUGAAAGUUAUAGCCUGGGAUUUAUUGCCGCCUUUGGAGGCCGAUCCCAACGACAAAUCUAUUAGUCAUAGUAAUAAAGUCAGCUUUACAACAACUGGUCACAAUUUGGCAUCUAGUCAUACAACUACUACUCACAGCUCAUCUCAAUUAGGCUCAAGAUUUUCAGCAGAGACUACAACCAAACCAAACUAUACACAAAAUAGAGGAUCUUACUAUAGCACAACCUCUACAACGCCCAGAACUACCACAACAAGACGUACCACAACCACUACCACCAGCACAACACCCAGAACUACCACUACUCCCAGAACUACCACUACUCCCAGAACUACCACAACUCCCAGAACCACCACAACAACAACGCGCCGAAGCACUACCCCUAGAACUACUACACCCAGAACCACUACCGUGCAACCAGAUUCAUCAGAAUUCUUUAAACUAGCAGCAGGAGAUUCAUAUACUCUACCACCCUGGCUCGCUGACAUCGAUGAUCCCGAACUAGAUGUGGCAGUGGCCUUUGAAGUACCCGAAGAUAUCAAUGAAUACAAUCACACCUUAUCUAAGGACAUAUUGCCACCUUUGGAACCUUAUACAGAUUUGAAUAAUCUUCACCUGACACCGCCACCUCAUAUCAAGAAUAGCCAUACAACAACUCCUAGAACUACCACCACCAGAAGAACUACCACUACAACUACCACCACCACCCGAAAACCUACUUUAUCCACUAAUCAACCUCAUUGGAUAAGAGCCAAGGCAACAUCAGCCAAACCCACUAUAGCUACAUUUAACAAUCAAUUCACUAGUCUUAGUCCAUCCAUAACAUCAAAUAAUUUUGCACAACGCACUGCGAGCACUACCACAACCUCCACCACCACCACUACAACAACUGUCAAGCCUAGAACUACCAUAAACUACUAUAACCGUCAACUUUCCACAACUACUCCUCCAACAACAGAUAAAAUCGGCAGCAGCAGUGAGGAACAAGAUAAAAAACAAAAGAAUCCCUUCUUACCCUCCGGAUUUGAUGAUGGCAAAUAUAAACCACAAACUAAUGGAAGAAGAACUACUACCACCACAACACCGGCACCCGUUAAAGUCGAUCCCAAUCCCUUUGAGCCUACCAUACCACCAUGGUUAAGAGAUUUCGAUUAUCCUGAUCUAGCAGCUGGUGUACCCUUUGUCUAUGAUCCCAAUGAAGAUGAAAGUCCGGUGGACAAAAACAUCUUGCCUCCUUCUAAAACCGAAGAAACUAACAAGCCCUCAUUCAUAACGAAUCCCUCUCCUAGCUCUCCCUUUUUAAAUUCCCAAAAGCCUCAAGGUUUCACAAAUAAAUUCACUUCUUCCGCUACUUCCCUAACUUCUUCUUCUUCUUCUAUCCCAUCAAUUGUAACAAUUCCACUCCCAUCCACACAAACCAAUCAAGAUGAUAGUACGUAUUCGCGACCACCACUCGUGUUCGUACCACCACCAAAUGCCUCAGCGGAGGGCAACGUUGAUGUAGCUAAGAAAACCUCAUCCACAUUUAACAAAAAUUUUGCAGCACCCUUUGAAUCGCCGGCCACCACCACAACGGCAACCGUUACCAGCUCUAAGAAGUCACCACCCCUAAGUGCUGAUCGUGAAUCAUUCCCGCCCUUCAACAAUGCCAUUACUGGCUCUACCACUUUGCCAAGUAAGACCACCUUUUCGAAGAGCGAAGAUGGCAAAGUUAUUACCAAUAAUAUCUUUUUAAGUGGUAGUAUUGGUUCAACAUCGGCCAAACCUUUUGGUACCAGUCAAACUGAGAAGAGUAAGUAUUUAAAAAAUUAA
Messenger RNA from Lucilia cuprina (Australian sheep blowfly), 3012 nucleotides. Its product is annotated as cell wall protein DAN4. The coding region runs from base 532 to 3012 and encodes 826 amino acids. The transcript has 3 exons. NCBI's taxonomy places the organism in Eukaryota, Metazoa, Arthropoda, Insecta, Diptera, Calliphoridae. The record is from RefSeq and is a predicted model, not a curated record.